AUGAAGAAAUACUGUAUUUUCUUUCUCAUUGCCACCUUUCUAGUCCUUCAAACCGACGCGUCUCUUGCCAGACUUUUGGUGAAAGUGAGUUCGAUGUUCAGAUCCUAUAAAAUAAAAUAAAACUUUAGGAGGGCGAAGCCGUGCCAGUCUCGUUUUCCGGAGCAAAAGAGCUCAAAAGAAAAGUGCCGGCGGGGGUGCAAAUCUUCCAUUUCGAAGGAGAGCACAAGGGAAAGUUCACGGACGGAGACGGAGAAGAAAUUGAAUCGACAAACUACGAGAUCAGAGAUGGGGAUCUGAUCAUCAAGAAGUUCGGAGAAGCCGACGUGGGAUCGUACGAGAAGCAUCCGAAUGUAUGGGAAAGUGAUUAGAAUGAAGGAGUGAUAGGGGUUGGUUCAGGAGAUGAUCAAGAAGGAGACUCCGACCGGGUUCGUGGCUGUCAGUGGUCCAGUUCUGAUCAUUGGGAUCGAAAAGGAUUGA
Molecule: messenger RNA, 477 nt
Organism: Caenorhabditis sp. 36 PRJEB53466
Lineage: Eukaryota; Metazoa; Nematoda; Chromadorea; Rhabditida; Rhabditidae
Source: the annotation of a GenBank genome assembly